Spodoptera frugiperda (fall armyworm) is the source of this 5429-nucleotide messenger RNA. RefSeq lists its product as uncharacterized. The record is from RefSeq and is a predicted model, not a curated record. Bases 192 to 1979 code for a protein of 595 amino acids. The transcript has 12 exons. Gene Ontology annotation, cellular component: membrane. NCBI's taxonomy places the organism in Eukaryota, Metazoa, Arthropoda, Insecta, Lepidoptera, Noctuidae.
UGACAUGAAUGAUCUGACAUUCUGACAGAUGUACGCAAACGCAAAGCAGACCAAAACAGCCAAGACGCAUGAUCAAAAAGAUUUUGUACGGCUAACCCGACGAGUGAAUAUCGAUUAUAAAAUAAGACAAAAGUUCUGUAACAAAAAUGAGUCGUACGGUUUUAAAUGAGAUUUGAUUGAAUUAAAAAUACAUGAUGCUUGUCAAGGCUGUGCUGUGUUUAUCGAGUUUACACUUCUUCAGUGUAGCGGCUCAGGAGCAAUGUACAGAUUUGCGCGGUCGGUUGAUUUCCCACGGACUUCAUUAUGUGCCUGGCCCAGAUACUUGUACUCUGUGCGUUUGUGACAAUGGAUUGCCCAAAGUGUGCAAGGCGGUCCUAUGUUCACCGCCUCAGGAUUGCCGAUCUUUCCGCGUGGGCAACACAUGUUGUGAGUUCAUUUGUUUGGACGACGUCGUGAAGCCCGCGGAAGGGGCGGAGGCCAAUGUCCGCAUGGCGGCCGGGGGCGCAGCCGCCGUAGUCCUCCUGACGGUCGCGCUGGUCGUGUACCGCGUUAGGAAGCAGAAGCGACGCCGCCCACCUCAUGCUGAUGACCAGAGGAGCUUAACUAGCAUUGGAUACAUCAGUGGCAGUAUGGGCUACAUGGGCGGUACGUGUGAGACUGCGCUGGCCGCGUGGAAGCCGCCCAGUAACUAUCUGCCUCGAGGAGAAGCGCCGCCACCCUAUGACGAAGCCAUCGCUCAAUGUCGCCCUGAUAACAUGAGAGUAUCGAACGAGACAUCAUACCACCGCACGUACCCUGCGACGGUGGAGACAAUGUCUCGGCCGGACGACGUGUCGUGCGCCGGACACGGAUACGUCAACGUACCGCGGCCCGUCACACAGGUCACAUAUUAUAUCGCCAACACCCAGAACUGCUACAACGCGCCACUGCUGCAGCCAGUGCACCAGCAGGACAACCGCGAGCCUGCCGCCAUGACUCACCAUCCUCUCGCACCUAACAUGGUGGGGUUUCCGAGCGCGAUCCGUCUGACGGGGUCGCUGGGCGCGAUCAGUAACCGCGGGCUACUGUCCGUGCUGCAGCGGGAACCAGACCACGAGCGACCCCACAACGUGCCCGGCUUCUACACCAACACUGCCAACGUACAUACCUCACUCCACCGCACUAUCCCCCGUAUAUCGACGGCAGUGGACGCGACGUUACUAGACACGCCUAUAUCUGGCUUCAACCGCGCCGACCGCUCCCUACACAACGAGAUCCGUCGCUCCUUCCACAAGCCCAGCGACAACAACCGACACAACGCCGACACUGGCCGCAGCAUGCCCAGGAACCUCAACCUUGCUUCAGCUAACGAUAUCACGAGGAACAUCGAACCAGUCGAUGUGGAUACGAGCCAGGCCCGGCUGAGCGGUAGUACAGGAUGGCGGGGACGCACGCAUAGCGAGGAACAAAACGUGGGCGCUGAGCGGGCCGCAGACCCCGCCCCGCCCGCACCGCAUGCACAGCAUACACAGCACACUCAGCACACUCAGCACACGCAGCACACGCAGCACAGCCAGCAUACUCAGCACAGUGGGCACGCGCGCGGCGCCCACGCCCCGCCCGCCGCCGCGCCCGCGCCGCCCGCGCCGCAACCCACGCUGCCACUCACCGUCGACAAGCCGUCGUGCGUGUGUAGCUACGAGGGCUCGGCCCCGGGCGCGGAGGACGCGGACGACUACCGCAGCGAGUGCGAGAACUGCAAGUCCGCCAGCAGCUCCAGAUGGGUGCUGGAGGAGGGGUGGGAGGGUGGCGCGCUGUGCGGCGGGGGCACGCAGACGCUGCAGCGCCGCGCGCCGCCCGCGCCCGCGCCGCCGCCCGCCACCGCCACGCUGCCGCAGCCCGUCACCAAGCAACCUCGAACAGUGAUGGGUCCCCCGUCUAACUGGGAGAACUGGUUCAACACGAUCCCUGACUCCGACUCCGAGUCCGAGGAGGAGUAGACACGCUCACAACCUCGAUAACGCACAGCUACGUCACACACAACUAAUUACCAAACCUUGGCGGGUAGUUAACUAAUGGAGGACUCAUUAUCAUAUCAGCCUCAAGAUAUUCUGUGCUGAACAUAAACCUCCCCAUCCUCCUGUUGCCCGAUUGAGACAUUAUCAUUCAGCACCAGUGUCUCUCUAUUCGUUAAUUACUUGUUCUACAGCGAAAUACUUCUAACAUACUCGGGUGUAAUAUGUUGGGUAAGGAUUGGAGUAAAUCUGUAAAUGUUGGCAAAAUUAGGUAGGAGCUCGAAUAUUAGGAUAUGGCUGGUGGUUAGUCACCCAUCUCACCGUUAGAAGUAUCUCGUGUAGCGGGUGUAAAAACUCGCGUUUAAAUCGUUUGUCGUAAGUUUCAAAAUGUAUUAUUAGAUUUUUAUUAAAAUCUUCACUUCUUUAUUUUACGAAGUAAAAGUUAAUAGUAAAUUAUGCCAAUAUUUUUUUAAAGAUGGCUAAUUUUAUUCUAUAGUUAGUGCUAGUUACAAUUUAGACUUGUCUCGUUCUAAGUUGCUUAUGAAGCAAGAUAAUUUUUACAUUAAAAUGUUUACAUUCUUUGACAGUACCUUAUUAUUUGUUAAGGAAACCAAACAACUAUACAAUUAACUUAUUUACUUUACUUUUAUUGUUUUGACAUUCCUUUGAUGAUAUUAAGUUUAUUUUACAAAUGUGCACAUACCAGUGUUAUUAUUUAUAUUUAUAGUUUGCACAUGUAAUGUGUUCUUAUGUUGUUAAUGAAUUAAUAUUAUUAAUAUUUGUUUGCCUAAUGCACUUCGCCUAUGUAUUAAAUACCAAAGAUUUGUUACGUUUUAUGUGUAUUAUGUUUUAUAAUUAAUUUGUAUCUGUAUUGUGUUGGCUGUGGUGUUUGGAAAUGUCGUAUGAAUGGAGACAGCUAUCGGACUAAGAAUAAUUUGGCUUGUUUAGUCAGGUAAAAUUUUAAACCUGAUUGCAAUACAGCAUUUUUAUUAUUUCUUAAAGGUAAACUUCACGGCCAAAACAAUACGUCGAACCAUUGGUUUUUUAUUUAUUAUUCUAAACCAAAAAUAUUAUUUGACAUUAGAUGUAAGUAUAUCUAUGUAAUAAUGACAGUAUUUUACUAAUAUAAUAGGAUUGUCACAAAUUGAUCGAAAUUUCCUGUUCAAAUAUAAAUCAAAGAACUAGUUUUGAAUAUUUUCAUAGGUUACAUAGUGCCAAAAAAGAACUGACAGAGGUAAAAAGAGUUUGUAGUGUUAUAGAUAUUGUAUGUUACAAGUGUGGUGUUACAAUCUACUCCGUACAAGGAAGAUUAGACCUUGUUUCUGUAAUAUUAGGAAACAGAAUACGAUGACAUCACUGUCUGGAUGACUAUAUACAAUUUAUUUCAGUCUUACUGUCAGUCGCAACAGCGACUGCCGAGCACAGGUCGCAUAAGUUGCAUUAAAUAUGUGCAUCUCUGCUUACCCAUUCCAGGAAUAAAAGACGUAAAUUUCAUGUUACGAUUGUCAUUUCUAGAAAAGACUACAUUUGUGAUGUAUUUAUUUUCCCACCGAUUCUCCAAUCUUCAGCGCCCUAUCAAUAAUUCUCUAUUGCCAAUGGUACGGAGUAAGAUUGUGACGUCAUUCAAUGAGAUGCCCUGAUCAAUGAAUGCCUUACACUGCAAUACAGAUAACAUUUGAUGUUAACACUAAGAGAACGACAAACCUUUACACUUAAGUACUUUGGUAUUAGAUCUGCAUUAAUUUUACAGUUUGUUUGUAAUGUUUCAUUUAUAGUAGUACUUUCUAGGUUUCUGCUAGCGAUUGUAAUGCAGAUCUAGUGCGAUAUAUUUUAGUAUCAUCGAAUUAAAUGUAAUGUGUAGUGCGUUCUGCAUGUACUUUGUUUUGUGGCUCCGUGUGUUACGACAUCAUUCAAGCAGUGUGUAGCAGGAUAAAUGCGUAACUUAACGUGCUUGUUCAGGCUAUAGAAAUGAAAAAAGUAUUUGGAAAUUAAAAAAAGAUUUUGUUAUAAGUUACCCGCAAUACGUAAUUUUCAUGGAGCUUACUUUUGUUGAUACUUGAUUUAUUGACAGAAUUCUUAUUUCGAGUACCAAAAACAUAUUCCCUUGUAUACUAUAUUCUGGAACUAAGUACAUGUGGAACGAACUACACAGAGUAGCGUUUCUUAAAUUGAUUGAUGCGUCAAAUUCUAAAAAAAAUGAUUCGAACUUUUCAAACGUAGAUUUCUUAUAAAUAAUUGUUUUAUGAACUACAGUUAUUUGCAAUACAUUCGAUGCAAUGGAUUAUUUGAGGAAUGUCCAUUCCACCCGAUGUUUCUAAGGUUAACCAAAGAAAGCCAAGUAAAUGAAAAUGUGAUUGUUAUCAUUUAGUGAGUCAGAAGUGGCAGUGUAGAUGUUCAAGCUCAAUAUAUUAAAGAUAUCAGUUGACUUACAACUUGAGAUAUUAAAGUUCAAUAUAAAGAAGUAAUACAAGAACAUCUAGCUAUAUUAUAUUUUUGUCUAAUAAGAUUAUGGAGCAGUAAGAUUAUUCGUAUUAAUAAGAUGUCUUUAGAGUAUAAUUAAUAAGAAAUUGAUAUUUUACCCUUUUUUCUAACAUCGCCGUGUUAUUUUGUUUCAUGAAAAUGUUUGUAGGCAGAUCGUAUGAAAGAAAAUAGAACAUUAAAUAGUCUGACUUUCAGGGUUGUAAGUUAAAUAGCACGUGUAUAAUAUUUAGUGGUAAAAUAACGGAACAUUGACAGCAACAGUGCUUGCUCGUUGAUCAUGUUGGGGAUGCAAGUAUCUGUAGUUAGGACGUUCAAACGUAACUUCCAUUUAUUUAUUUCAUUUAUUCUAGACGAACUAAACUUUAUUUCAAAACUGAACAUCUGUUCGAUAAUACAUAAAAUGGCGGCCGUUAUACGGACGUCUCUCACAACCCAUUAGUCUGGAGUUUUCAAAGAAAGUUUUGUAAAAGAAACGAAUUAAAACUCACAAUGAUUUAAUAAUAUUUAUUUCACAUUUCAGACGCAACAAGCAAUAAAUUCGAGAGUAACUUUUCAUUAACGUGUUUCAUUUAUUAGAUAGGCAUGAAUAGUUAUAAUGUUUUCGUCUAAUUUAUUAAAAAAUGUAACUCAUAAUUAUCGUUUCCGGAAGAUAGCUGUGAUUGUUCACUGAUGCGCUAACUAUCGAUUAAAUAUAUCGAUGACUAAGAUAAUCGAUUAUUUUGAUUUUACAGUAACAUCGUGGAUGGCAUACAAAUCUUCAGUGAACAUGAACAGCUUAGACCGAUUUGUUAACAUUCCAUUUAUUCAAUCAUUCAAUUGAAUUAAAUUUUAAAAAGAGAUUAUUGAACAGGCGUCAUUAAUUUAGUGAUGUUUGCAGGUCUCCAGUAUUACAAUAAUUUCCGAACCAAAUAUCUUUGUUUUAAAUUAUGAAAUAAACAAGUUAAUGGAAAUGUG